This is a messenger RNA of Papaver somniferum (opium poppy), 2838 nucleotides long. Its product is annotated as protein DETOXIFICATION 27-like. Gene Ontology annotation, molecular function: antiporter activity; xenobiotic transmembrane transporter activity. Gene Ontology annotation, biological process: xenobiotic detoxification by transmembrane export across the plasma membrane. Gene Ontology annotation, cellular component: membrane. Bases 45 to 1565 code for a protein of 506 amino acids. The transcript has 8 exons. Lineage: Eukaryota; Viridiplantae; Streptophyta; Magnoliopsida; Ranunculales; Papaveraceae. The record is from RefSeq and is a predicted model, not a curated record.
ACCAAAACUGGUGACUGAUUGAACUACUAGCUAGAUCAAGUAAAAUGGAAGACGGAAAAACUGGAGAUGUAGUAAGAAAGGAACCAAUAACCGUUCCGUUACUAGAAGAACAUUUAUCGCCGGCCACUACACUGCAACUGAAUCAUGAUCAUAGUGAAAUACAAGACGAUUUACCGAGUAGAGUUUGGGUUGAAUCAAAGAAGUUAUGGUAUAUUGCUGGCCCAUCUAUCUUCAGUAGUUUAGCUUCCUUUUCUAUGAUCAUUGUCACCCAAGCUUUUGCUGGUCAUUUUGGUAACCUUGAGCUUGCUGCAAUCGCCCUUUCCAUGACGGUUAUCAUUGGUUUUAGCUUCGGCGUAUUGAUGGGAAUGUCAAGUGCAUUAGAGACAUUAUGCGGUCAAGCUUACGGAGCUAAACAAUACCAUAUGAUAGGAAUUUACAUGCAGCGGUCAUUGGUUGUUUUGACACUCUGUUCAAUUCUACUUCUACCGCUUUACGUAUUCACUACACCAAUUCUUAAGGUCUUGGGACAACCAGACGAUCUAGCCGAGCUCUCAGGAUCAAUAACAAUCUGGUUGAUUCCACUUCAUUUUGCCUUAGCUCUACAAUUUCCUUUACAAAUAUCUCUCCAGUGUCAACUUAAGACGCCUAUAAUUGCUUGGGUAUGUUUGGGUGCCUUACUCUUUCAUAUUUUCCUCAACUGGUUAGCUGUUUACAUACUUGGUUGUGGUGUUAUUGGAGUUGCUGCUACAUCGAAUGUCUCAUGGUGGAUUAUAGAUUUGGUAUUAUUUUCUUAUAUUGUUGGUUGUGGUUGCCCUGAAACUUGGACUGGUUUUUCUAUGGAAGUUUUUUCUGGCCUUUGGGAGUUUUUGAAACUCUCUGUGGCUUCUGGCGUCAUGUUAUGUUUGGAGAAUUGGUACUACAAUAUACUGGUUUUGAUGGCUGGGAACUUGAAAAACGCUACCGUUGCGGUUUCAGCUCUAACUGUCUGUAUGAUAAUGGUUCACAGUAUGAGCAUAAAUGGAUUGGAGUCGAUGAUUUCACUUGGUUUCUUCGCUUCAGCUGGAAUAAGGGUCGCCAACGAGCUUGGAGCAGGGAAUGGAAAAGCUGCAAAAUUUGCUGCUGAAGUUUCAACCAUUACAUCUUUGAUAAUAGGGAUAUUGAUUUGUAUAUUGAUAGGGAUAUUUCAUGACAAGUUGGCGAUUGUUUUCACCUCGAGCAAUGUUGUCCUCCAGGCAGUUGAUAACCUUGCAUUCCUUUUGGCCUUCACCAUUCUCCUCAACAGCAUUCAACAAGUUCUGUCGGGAGUAGGUAUUGGCUUAGGAUGGCAAGCCACCGUAGCUUACAUUAACCUCGGUUGCUACUAUAUCAUCGGACUUCCACUUGGGGCUGCCCUCGGAUGGGUUUUGCAUCUUGGUGUUCGAGGUAUAUGGAGUGGGAUGAUAGCUGGUGUCGCUGCUCAAACGCUAAUACUAAUCAUAAUCACCAUUAGAUGUGAUUGGGAUAUGCAGGCUCAAAAGGCAAGCUCGCGGAUGAAUAUGUUGUCAAAUUCAUCUGGCAAACCAUGAAUACAGUGUUGCUGACUGAGCGUUCUUAAAAAUUAGAAACUGCCAUUUGAUCUUAAUAUAAGGCGUUGUCGGACGAUUUGGUCCUAUGGGCCCCUAAUCCAAUUGUUCGUUGGUCUAUUACAGUAUUUAAAUAUUCUAUCUUGUUGGUCCUCUGAAACACCAGAUGAUGUCAGCAGCAAUAUAAAUCAGUGGGUCUGGGUAGACUUCCGAAAAAACCAUAUUAAAACCGCACCAUCACAUGAGGGCAGUCCCACCCCUCUUGGAGUUAACAGGGGGCCACUGUCAGGCCCCACCAUAUGAAAACUGCGCGAAGGUAGUUUUGCGAUGUUUUUUUGAGCGGUCUAACAAGAAUUUUUGAAUAUAAAUAGCGGAUUUUUUGUGUGCCAGCAGUGUGAAGGUCGUCCUCUACCCAUUUAAACCCUAAGGGCAAUUCCUAUGGCAAUGUGCAAAACCAAAUUUUGUUGAGCCAGGUGGAUGAUCAAAUGUUGUUUCGCAUUAUGGAGAAGAAGUGGGCGGUUGACCAUCAAGCGCCAGGACAAAGUGUUUCCCCUGGCGUUUGAAGGAAAAUCGUUGGCGUGCGUAGGAGAACCGCUGGCGUUUGAACCAAGGCCGCCAACGACUACUUUUAAACGGUCACCGGAACGUCUAGUUUCUACCUCCAUAAAUACAGCUCGAGUUUGAUCUCACAAAUUCACAAUAAUCUUUCAUCCGAUCAAUCUUUUCUUAAUUUCAAUUGCUUUUGAUUUUCAACCAUGAAUCCUGAUUUUGGUUCUUCUGAGGAAGAUAUGUAGAUGGAUGAAAUAUUGUAUGAAGAAGAGGAAGAAAUGUGUAUGGAGUUUUUGCAUCAAAUGGAUGAAGAUGCAAUUCAGCAUAGAAGAAGGAGAAAUUUUAUGUUGCAAUUACAAACCGGGAUCAUAUCAAAGCCUUUAGAGAUAUAUGAAGUUACGACUAGAAUAUGGACAUGGCGAGAUCGACAUUUUUACCACGACAAGAUGAUGCAUGAUUAUUUUAAUGAUUGUGUCUAUUUCGAUGAGGAUUUUCAACGACGAUUCCGCAUGGGCCGCAACUUGAAGCAAAGGAUUACUGCCGAUCUUUUCCAGGUACAACCUUUAUUUAAUUAUCAGUAUGAUGUACGACAUGUACAAGGCUUUAGUCCCGAACAAAAGGUCAUUGCGGCCCUCCGUAUACUAUGUUACGGGGUACCAACAGAUUCCACGGAUGAUUAUAUCCGUAUUGGGAAAACAACUGCCUUUAAUUAGGUAUCUCAAAUUGU